AUGUGCGCAUUCCUCAGCAUUCUCGCUGUCCUCUCCGUCGCCGGUUUGCGCCCACGUGCAAACUUCUCUCUCGCCGCGAAUGCAGAGCCGCCUUCCGCAGAGGAAAGAUUCCCUUCGACAUUCCAUGACAGCGCCUCCGCGGACCACCAGGGCGCGGCGGAAGAGCUUCAGUCCACCUCCGAGAGACUCGCGCCCGACGUGCACCCCCUUACCGGCACGCAGCAUCGACGGUUGGACUCGCUCGUGCCAGGCUUUUUAAAGCGGAUGCAGAUCUUUAAACGGUUGCGGCCCGUUGACGACUCCAAGUUCAACGAGUUCAAGAAGGCAGGUUCCCGGGUUACGGCCACAUUCUUCUCGGCGAGUCACUCGGAAGUCACUCUCAUUUACAAACCGUCGUCGGCGCUUCUGGACUUUUUGGGUUUCGCUCGCGAGGAUGUCCCAUACGGGCUAGUGAUCAAGGCGAUCCCCUACGAAGCCGUCGACCUAUACAGCGUCGUCAGCGAACCGUACAUCCACCGGAUGUUCGAUGACAAGAACAAGUUCCCCUAUGUUCUGCCCCUCUUGGCGGCGCUGCGGAGCACAACCAGGCGCGUUGUGUAUCUUGUCUUGCCACUGUACCGGAUGCUCCCGAACACGGUGGAAGAACAAGCUGCGACGGUAGACUUUGUGCUCUUGCUCGCCGAACUGGCCAUGGCUGCUCGGCAGCUGCACGAAAGGAAUUUGACGCACCGCGAUUUGAAAGACGACAACUUCCUUGUCGCUCCCGAUGGCCACAUUGUCGUCGCCGAUAUGGCGACAGUCGAGUUCGCUGACGAGAAAUCGUAUUUGGUUGGAACGACCGACUUCAUGCCUCCGGAGACAACGUCGACGUACUUUUUGCGGCAUGGGUUUACGCGCACCCGGUAUGACGACACGACCGAUGUCUACAGCCUCGGCGUUACGUUUCGGCGCCUGGGGCUCAUGCUGAUGGACCAGAAAGUUCGGAUUCCGAACCGAAAGAGGCUGACAACGUUGGUGAAGAAAAUGACCAACCUGGAUCCCAAGGCGAGGCCGAACAUCAGUCAAGUCAUGGACGACCCGUAUUUCGAAGGCAUCGACUUCGCGGUAGUGCGCCAGAGAACCGGCCCCGCGCCGUUCUCCAAACUCCCGGGUGCCGACGAGGCGAUGAAGCGGAUACGAGCGAAGAUCCGUCAGCGGCAAGAGGAGGAAGACAAGUUUGUGAACGGCGAGGAAGGCGGUCGAGGGAAAGGGAAGGAGAAAAAUGCAGCAAAGCGCAAGGCCCCCGCAAAGUUGGGGGGAGCAGAUGGGCAGAUUUUGUCGUGGAACGAGAACAUCCAACCGGUGACCCCAACGGAACGCCCAAUCACAACCCCCAGACCAGUUACAGAGGCUGUGUCUGAUGGAAGCCCCGGACCAUCGCAGAUUCCAGAAGAGGCUCGAGACGUGCUUGGACAGGAACCGGAUAUUGGCGGAGCUUGGAAUGCCGCUCGGGAUUCAUUUUUAUAUCCAGGACAGUCGGCCGACCUCAGUUUCGCGACUGGGCCUCUCUCGUAUCUUGAAUGCGAGGAAGCCAUCAAUCUCGCGCGGUUCUCAUCGGCCUCAGUUCCCCCGUCCACGUUCACGCCUUCGUCCGGAACGCCCUCUCCCCCUUCUGCGUCCUUUCACGCUCCCGAUUCCCGCGGGAUCUUGCUGCCAUCUCUAGUUGUCACUCCUCAGCUCGCUUGCAGCGCCAAGCUGGAGCCCGCGGUGGACGCAGAAGAGCCUCUGCUGAGGUCGGUUGCGUCUUGCUCCGCUUUGUUUGCUGCUCUCCGCGCAGCAGACUGGCGACACGUAGAAGAAUAUAACAUGAAGGUGGAGAGCCUCGGAGUGCCGCAAAGCUUCGCUCCUCUUGCCCACGCCGUACCGACGGGUCUGGACAACCCCCUGACGAUACGAUCUGGCCUCAUCUACUGGGCCAAGGCUUGUCUAUACUCAGGAAUCGGAGACGUGUGCGUGGCUACUGUCUGGUGUACAGAUGGAAUUCGUAUCGUUUCUAGACUUGGGUCAGACACCACCGGCGACAUUUUCCUCAGGAUCGGUGAACGCGUGGCGCUUCUCAAGGGUGUCACGGGAGUCUACAGCCAGUGUCUGGUGGGAACUCUUUGCCAGAAGGCAAAGUUUGUCGGGAAAGUCGAGGAAACGUCUUUUCGAGACACCCGUGGUUCGCGUACCGCCCGCUCCACCCUCCGACAGAGUUACCCUUACGCCAGUCGUCCGCUAGAAAACACCAGACACAACGAACAGGGCGCGGCCAAAGACCGAGCCGCGCAAAAGAGCGAUGAUGUCUCGCGUAGAGGGGUGCAGGAGAAUGCAGUCACGAUAAAGAUCCAAGGCAGUGCGCACGAACCACAACAAAUGCCGAUAAUUCCUCUGUGGUCUCUAGAUUGCACUCGCGAGUUCCUAGCUCUCAACGAUGUUGCUGCCGUCUACACAAUCAAGGGAGAAAGCUUCGUGAAAAUGGGGUGGACGACCGACAGGAAAGUGACGGUGUACUGCCACACCAGUGAGACGGCCCCGAACUUUUCCAUCCACGUUCCACUCGUGAUCGUUGUUCUUGUGCAAAUCGCCGUCGCCGCGUUUCGGCACAUCCACGAAGCAUCCGUGGACUGCUGCAGAGGUGGUGGUGAAACCGUGUAG
Neospora caninum is the source of this 2676-nucleotide messenger RNA. RefSeq lists its product as uncharacterized. The transcript is spliced from 4 exons. The record is from RefSeq and is a predicted model, not a curated record. Gene Ontology annotation, molecular function: ATP binding; protein kinase activity. Bases 1 to 2676 code for a protein of 891 amino acids. Lineage: Eukaryota; Apicomplexa; Conoidasida; Eucoccidiorida; Sarcocystidae. Gene Ontology annotation, biological process: protein phosphorylation.